This is a messenger RNA of Dictyostelium purpureum, 1170 nucleotides long. RefSeq lists its product as uncharacterized. Gene Ontology annotation, biological process: tRNA modification. The transcript has 3 exons. Bases 1 to 1170 code for a protein of 389 amino acids. The record is from RefSeq and is a predicted model, not a curated record. Lineage: Eukaryota; Evosea; Eumycetozoa; Dictyosteliales; Dictyosteliaceae. Gene Ontology annotation, molecular function: RNA binding.
AUGUCAGAAGUUAUUGAUACCACAACCAAAGUUGAUGAUUCAACAGAAAACAAUAACAAUAUAACCAACAAUGAAAAUCCAGAAAACAAUGAUAAUAAAAAAAGACAAUUUGUAAAUAAAAAAGAAAGAAAACAAAAUAAAAAAAUAAAAUCCAAUCAAAAUAAUCAAAAUAAAGAAAGAAAACCACAAAAUAAAGAUAAUGAAAAUCAAGAUGUUAACGAUUAUGAUGAAAAGAAAGUUAUUUUCAGAGGCAAAUUUAAAUCAUGGAAAAAACACAGUAGAUUAUUUGCAACUGACGAAAAAGUUAAAGGUCUUUUAAUUUGUUGCGACAGCACAAGAGAGGCCCACAGUAUUGGUGAAAUUUUACCAAUUCUUAAUAAUUUUGCAGAUAAAUAUUUCCCAAAAGAAAAUACAGACCAAAACUCAACUAAAGUUAAUUCAUACUAUGAUACAAAAGAACAAAAUUUAGAAGGUACAACAGAGAAUAGCGGCACAGAAAUUAAAAAGAGAAAGAGAUUUGAAUUAAUUAAUUCAGGUUGUAGUGGUAUCUAUUUCAUUAGCAUGACUGUUGAAUCAGUUAGUCCAAUCGAUUUUAUGAAUUGUAUGUUUAUUGAUACCAUUAAACUCCAAUUAAUUAAAAAGAAGUUACCAUAUGAUCAUUUAGACGAGAUCAUUAACAAUUUCCCAGAAUCAACUAAAAAAAUGUUAGAAAAUGCUGACCAAUCCAUUAAAAUUAAUGAAAGAGCAAUUAAAAAGGUUACAUUUACAAGUAAAGUUCAACCAAUUUUACAAACUUGUUGUUCAGUCGAUUUAAAUGAUAUGAUGAAAGGAAUUAUUGAAAAUACAAUUAACAAAGAUAAACCAAAAUCUUUUGCAAUCGAAAUUAGAAGCAGAAAUAAUAUUCAUUUUGAUAAACAUCAAGCUAUCAAAGAUAUUGCCGCAAUGGUAGAUCCAUCAAUUAAAGUUAACCUUAAGUUCCCAGACACUCUUAUCCUCAUCGAGGUUGUUAAAUCAUCUGCUGUAGCUUCAGUUAUUCCACAAUAUAGAAAUUUAUUUAAAUUAAAUCUUAGAGAAUUGGUCAGAUUCGGAAAUAGUGCCAAUAAAAAAGUUGAAGAACCAGAAUCAAAAGUAGAAGAACCAAAAGUAGAAGAAUCAAAAGUCGAAGCAUAA